Gossypium arboreum is the source of this 1511-nucleotide messenger RNA. RefSeq lists its product as uncharacterized. Gene Ontology annotation, molecular function: mRNA binding. Bases 113 to 1177 code for a protein of 354 amino acids. The transcript has 6 exons. Lineage: Eukaryota; Viridiplantae; Streptophyta; Magnoliopsida; Malvales; Malvaceae. The record is from RefSeq and is a predicted model, not a curated record.
UUUUAUCUCUUCACCCUUUUCUCCAAUCGCCAAAAUCGCGAAAUAGCAAUUAAGCGAAGGGGUUCGGGGUUUCAAGCUAAAAACUAUUAGUUAAAGAGUUGCGGAGAAACAUAUGGGGGAUCCUUAUUAUAGAUACCCUUCAGCUGCAGCAGAUAGAGCAGGUAGUAUUCCGAGGUCUGCAUUUCCCGGCUACUUUUCUUCCGAAGCACCCUCGCUACCGUCUCAUCAUGCUGAUAUGCAGGUUGCUUCUUCUGAUAUAAAUCAAAUGCAGCCUGGGAAGUAUGGGGUGAAUGAUAUUUCUAAUCCUGGAGUUUAUCCUGAGUCCAAUCUUGGUGGUUUAUCAGCUGGAGCAAAUACAAGGGCUUAUCCAUCUUCUUUCGGAGAUCCAAGUUUAGGUACUCAAAGAUGGAAUGCUCCUGUAGGUAUCAAUUCAAACACUGGAGUUCAUCCUGAACCUGGUUAUGGUGGUGUAUCAGCCGGACCUCCCAUUAGGGAAGUUCCAAAUUUAGUUGGCCAUCGAUGGGAUACUCCUGGCGUUAGUUCAAGUGCUGGAGUUCAUCCCGAGCCUAGUCUUGGUACUGCAUCAGCUGCAGCUACCAUUCGGGGUUAUUCAUCUCCGCUAGAAAUUCCAAGUUCCGUUGGCCAAAGAUGGGAUGUUCCUGUAGGCAUUAGUCCAAGUUCUGGACUUCAUCCCGAACCUAGUAUUGGUUCUGUACCGGCUGGAGCUAGCAUAAAGGGUUAUCCUUCUCCUCUAAAAGAUUCAACCUUAGUUAACCAAAGAGAUGACAGUCCACCGGGCACAAAGCCUGGCAUUCCAAAUGCGUUAGAUGAAAAUGCUUCUGCGAGAAAUGGUUGUGGUCACAUAGAUGCUGUUGGAGAUUCGAACAUUUUGUUCGUUGAUGGUCUUCCUACUAACUGUACGAGGAGAGAAGUAGGUCAUCUUUUCCGUCCAUUUGCCGGCUACAAAGAUAUCAAAGUUGUUCACAAGGAACCAAGACGUAGGGGAGAUAGAGCCAUGGUUUUAUGCUUUGUAGAGUUUGACGACUCAAAAUGUGCAAUGACAGCCAUGGCAGCUCUUCAAGGUUACAAGUUCGAUGACAAGAAACCUGACUCAACAACCUUGCGAAUCCAAUUCGCACAUUUUCCCUUCCGUCUUCAAAACGAUCAAAAUGAUUAACGGGUUGAGUUCUAACCAGGGAUUUAAAUUGCAGCUGCAGACUUAGUUUUGAUUGUGUUGCAUUUACUGUGGUUUGAGGAUGUAAUGGAUGCUAUCAUGGUAAAUAUCGGUGAGACCUUGGAUUCCUUUAUGGUAUGGACAUGUUGAUGUAACCAAAUUUCAAUCAUGUUAAACCAGUAUCUAGACCAGAUCAGUUCUUAUUUUGUAAUGACCAUCACAUUCACACCAGAUCUUUUUUAGAAUUUCUAUUUCAUUUUUCUCUUCAAGAUUAUGUAUUGGAUUCUCUUAUCUUGUGUACAAAUAUGGUUAUUAAUAAUUUUAUUAAUCAUAUAAA